AUGCAGGAAUACAUCGACCUCGGACAUAUGCAGCUAAGCAAACUAACUGAGGCCGAAGGCUCAAAAUCAUUCUACCUACCACACCAUCCUGUCAUCAAGGAAGCUACGACAAAGGUUCGUGUUGUAUUUGAUGGCUCGGCAAAAAACAUCUACAGGUUUUCCCCCAACGAUGCGCUCUGUGUCGGCCCGUUCUUCCAGGACGAGCUACUCACUACAAUCUUACGGUUUCGGACGUAUCCCAUCGCUCUAGUAGGUGACAUAGCAAAAAUGUACCGACAGGUUCUCGUGCAUCCGGAUGAAGUUCCACUGCAAAGCAUUUUCUGGCGAUUUUCCUCCGACAUGCCAGUACAAACCUUCGAUCUACUCAUCGUUACUUAUGGGUUAGCUCCAUCGUCGUUUUUGGCAACUCGCACGCUGCUACAACUGUCUGACGAUGUAGACCGCUCAUAUUCCCUCGGCAGCAAGGCUCUCCGGAAAGGUUUUCAUGUCGACGACUUCAUUGGCGGGGAGCAAACAGUUGAACGCGCCAUCCGCUUACGCAUAGAACUCAGCAAAUAG
Messenger RNA from Topomyia yanbarensis, 558 nucleotides. RefSeq lists its product as uncharacterized. Bases 1 to 558 code for a protein of 185 amino acids. The record is from RefSeq and is a predicted model, not a curated record. Lineage: Eukaryota; Metazoa; Arthropoda; Insecta; Diptera; Culicidae. The transcript has a single exon.